ACUUUGAGGAGAUCCAAAUGGCGGCAGUCCAGGAUCUCAGUAACAUCUUGAAACAAGGCUACCUGGAGAAGAAACGACGAGGUACUAAGAUUAUGGAGUCAAAUAUGAUGGAAAUAUGUUAUGUUGAGUGCUCAUUCAAAGACUUGUUUUCAUUACGUUUUCCAUUUAGAUCACAGCUUCUUCAGCUUAGAAUGGCAAAGACGAUGGUGUGUCCUCAAUAACACAAUAUUCUACUACUUUGGGAGUGACAAAGGUUGGUUUGAAACCCUCACAUCACACUAAGGCAUACAAUUUAUUCAUGUACAGUUAUUUAUGCCUGGAACUCAUACAUGUGAACAUUUGGGUGAGGAGAUUGAGUUAACACUAUUCUUCCUUCAGACAAGCAGCAGAAGGGCUCCUUCUAUAUCAAAGGUUACAGUGCAGAGCUGGUGGCCAACCUACGUAAAGACUCCAAGAAAAAUGCCUGCUUUGAGAUGAGUGCCCCUGGCCGACGCUCCUUCCAGGUGGGUGUACAGUACAAUAACAAUACAAGGGUCUCCUCACAAUGGGAUUGAAUGACAGUGAUGUUUCAUAGCAUACCAGUCUUACCUAAUGAUCAUACUGUAUGAUGGUGACUAUCCUCCCCAGUUCACUGCUAGCAGCCCACGAGAAGCCAGGGAAUGGGUGGACCAGAUCAACUUUGUCCUGAAAGGUAUGUCAACAUAUUUCCAAAGCUAUUUCAAAGACACUGUAGUAGAAAAGGAUAUAGUGAUGAUUGUGUAUGUUUUCUUGUCAUCUGUUAGAUUGGUAUUGCCUCACUGACUUUUUGGCCUGAAAGGGCAGGAAAUAAACCAUUUAUAUCCAUUCCCAAAUAUAUCCAUCACCAAACUGACCAAUCAGAUGCCUUCCGAACCUCCUCAUCCACCACGUCACAAGGCAUUCAUGUCACGCAUGCCACACCCCCACCUCUCCCCCCUACCGAUUUCCCCCUUACGGGAAAUUGAUUGGUAGACGUUCUGGUUAUCCUCUAGCGGCAUUGAUUUUUGCCUGGCCAAUGCUGUAUCACAGAGGACCUGAUACCCUGUGUUGCAGUGCCCAGUCGCCAGCAAUCACAGCGCUGCUCCAUCUGAGAGAGGCAGGCUGCACCGGCUGCUCUAAAAUGGGCUGAUUUGCGGGAAGUAACAGACACCCCAUCAUUUGUCUUGUCCACUUUUACUACUAUACAAGACCCAGAUAUACAGGGAGUUGGAGACGAAGGUUUUGCUCUCUGUUGUUUGCUGUGGGUUUAUGCUGGAUGAAUUUGAGAUUUUUCACUUCCUUUCCCCCCUGGCUGGUCAUCAAAGGUGUCCACGAAUGUCCAUCAGAAUGACUAGAUAUUUCACAGAUGUUUAGAAAAUACUAUCAAAAUGGGGAAGGAAGUCAGUGGAUGCCAUCUACUACUCUGGGUCCAAUGGAUACUUAAGUGGUUGUGGCUCAGAGGGGUUGGGUUAAAUGCGGAAGACACGUUUCAGUUGAAUGCAUUCAGUUAUACAACUGACCAGGUAUCCCCCUUUACUUUCUCUUUACCUCAUGCUGUGCUCUAUACAGAGAGACUGCUCAUUAUUUUAUGCCGUGCCUUCCCGUCCCAUGCAGAUUUGAGUUCCAGCUUUAUCCCCUUUGAUGACGAUGAGGAAGAGGAGGAGGAGGAGACCUAUGAUGACAUUGAGGGGGUGACGGGGGUGGCCAGCCGUCCCCCUCGGCCCACCCCCGCACCCUUCCCGGUCCUGCCCCAGCAGGCCAAAGCCUCUCUCAGUAGCCACAAGGAAUGGAGGCCUAGCCAGGGGGGGGAAGAGGAAGAGGAUGAUAUCUACGAGGUCCUCCCAGGUAUGAGAACACACACACACACACAGACACACAUUCUCAUAACCUCUUGGAGGUGUAUCACUAUCACUGUAACUCGAAGACUAAUUACACAUUAUACAGUGAGGGAAAAAAGUAUUUGAUCCCCUGCUGAUUUUGUACGUUUGCCCACUGACAAAGAAAUGAUCAGUCUAUAAUUUUAAUGGUAGGUUUAUUUGAACAGUGAGAGACAGAAUAACAACAACAAAAAUCCAGAAAAAACGCAUGUCAAAAAUGUUAUAAAUUGAUUUGCAUUUUAAUGAGGGAAAUAAGUAUUUGACCCCCUCUCAAUCAGAAAGAUUUCUGGCUCCCAGGUGUCUUUUAUACAGGUAAUGAGCUGAGAUUAGGAGCACACUCUUAAAGGGAGUGCUCCUAAUCUCAGUUUGUUACCUGUAUAAAAUACAUCUGUCCACAGAAGCAAUCAAUCAAUCAGAUUCCAAACUCUCCACCAUGGCCAAGACCAAAGAGCUCUCCAAGGAUGUCAGGGACAAGAUUGUAGACCUACACAAGGCUAGAAUGGGCUACAAGACCAUCGCCAAGCAGCUUGGUGAGAAGGUGACAACAGUUGGUGCGAUUAUUUGCAACUGGAAGAAACACAAAAGAACUGUCAAUCUCCCUCGGCCUGGGGCUCCAUGCAAGAUCUCACCUCGUGGAGUUGCAAUGAUCAUGAGAACGGUGAGGAAUCAGCCCAGAACUACACAGGAGGAUCUUGUCAAUGAUCUCAAGGCAGCUGGGACCAUAGUCACCAAGAAAACAAUUGGUAACACACAAAGCCGUGAAGGACAGAAAUCCUGCAGCGCCCGCAAGGUCCCCCUGCUCAAGAAAGCACAUAUACAUGCCCGUCUGAAGUUUGCCAAUGAACAUCUGAAUGAUUCAGAGGAGAACUGGGUGAAAGUGUUGUGGUCAGAUGAGACCAAAAUGGAGCUCUUUGGCAUCAACUCAACUCACCGUGUUUGGAGGAGGAGGAAUGCUGCCUAUGACCCCAAGAACACCAUCCACACCGUCAAACAUGGUGGUGGAAACAUUAUGCUUUGGGGGUGUUUUUCUGCUAAGGGGACAGGACAACUUCACCGCAUCAAAGGGACGAUGGACGGGGCCAUGUACCGUCAAAUCUUGGGUGAGAACCUCCUUCCCUCAGCCAGGGCAUUGAAAAUGGGUCGUGGAUGGGUAUUCCAGCAUGACAAUGACCCAAAACACACAGCCAAGGCAACAAAGGAGUGGCUCAAGAAGAAGCACAUUAAGGUCCUGGAGUGGCCUAGCCAGUCUCCAGACCUUAAUCCCAUAGAAAAUCUGUGGAGGGAGCUGAAGGUUCGAGUUGCCAAACGUCAGCCUCGAAACCUUAAUGACUUGGAGAAGAUCUGCAAAGAGGAGUGGGACAAAAUCCCUCCUGAGAUGUGUGCAAACCUGGUGGCCAACUACAAGAAACGUCUGACCUCUGUGAUUGCCACCAAGUACUAAGUCAUGUUUUGCAGAGGGGUCAAAUACGUAUUUCCCUCAUUAAAAUGCAAAUCAAUUUAUAACAUUUUUGACAUGCGUUUUUCUGGAUUUUUUUGUUGUUAUUCUGUCUCUCACUGUUCAAAUAAACCUACCAUUAAAAUUAUAGACUGAUCCUUUCUUUGUCAGUGGGCAAACGUACAAAAUCAGCAGGGGAUCAAAUACUUUUUUCCCUCUCUGUAAAUCAUGUUAUCCUAAUAAGAGUGUCAGUGGUGUGACUGUGUUUACAGAGGAAAUACAGGACUGUCCCACGGGCAGGUGGGUGGCUAAAUGGGUCCUGAGAACGAGCAUAGGGGGUGACUUCUCCACGUCAUCAUCCAUUACUCCAUUUAAGAUACAUCAAGAUUCUGUUUCCCCUUUUCCGAAAUCAUUGGUUGGAGAGAAAUAUGUCUUGCCAACUGUCUUUUCACCAUAGAAAGCCAUCUGGGAUGGGUACAGAGUAGACCCUGACCACAGAUGGCGUAUCGAAUGACAGUCUCUUUCUUUCACUUUCUCACCCUAUCACCAAUAAAUCUCUCUCCCCUUCUUUGGUUGCGCCCAGAUUUUCUUAAAAGGCACUGGAGGGCCAAUGGAGGUAGUAGGAAGAAGGCGGGACCCACAUCUCCACAAUACAGAAAGUGCAUGAUUUUGUUUCAGGAAAGUUUUUGACAUUUCUCACCCCUUUUGUUUUCAUCCUGUUUUCCAGACGACGACUUUCCAGGAUCCAUUGAAGAGAUCAGUGAGAAGAGCACGAAACCAGGUCUGAAUCCCACUCACAGCAUUCACUGACCAGCAAAAUAGGAGAAAUGAUCUGUAUCAACUUUUCCUCUUACACAAAGUCCUCUUUGUCAGCAUUUGCCAGCUGUUUACGUUAAUACAAGAUAGAUGAGGGCAAGAAGUACAUGUGAUAUCAGCAAGCUGCUGUUCUAGAGAGGAGGUGUGUAGGUGUGUCUUUUAGAUAAAGAUAAUUAUUGAUAGGGGUAUUACUCACUAUUCAAAUUAUUCAAAGUGUUUUGAUAUUUAGACUUUCGGUUCAAGUGUAAUAUUUUAGGUAACAGCAUUUGUGUGUUUUUGCUCAGUGUGGUCCAUGGACUAUGCCAAUUACUACCAGGGCUUGUGGGACUGUGAGGCAGACGAGCCUGACGAGCUGGCCUUCCAAAGA
Coregonus sp. 'balchen' is the source of this 4492-nucleotide messenger RNA. The record is from the annotation of a GenBank genome assembly. NCBI's taxonomy places the organism in Eukaryota, Metazoa, Chordata, Actinopteri, Salmoniformes, Salmonidae.